AUGCCGCGAGCGUUCCUGGUCAAGAAGCCGGUGGUGGCCACGGCCAAGCGCAACUGGAGCGAGCUCCCGGACGAACAGCGGGCCGAGAUCUACGUGCCCAUCUGCCUGGGGGGCUGCCCCCUGCGCAGGGACCCCGAGCCGGCCGUGGCCGAAGCCCCCGCGUCCCCCCUGGACAUGACGCUGCCCCCCCGCGCCCCCCCCGGCCCCUUCCUGCACCCCAAGGGCAAGGUCCCGUCCGGCCCUUUGGGCGCUCCCCUCCCCCCGGGGCUGCCCCUGGCCGGGGGGGUCCCCGUGGGGGUCCCGGUGGCCGGGGGGGUCCCGGGGGGCUCCGAGCUCUUCUCGUGCCCCGUGUGCCAGAAGAGUUUCGGGUUCCAGCGGAUGCUGAACCGGCACCUCAAGUGCCACAGCGAGGUGAAGCGACACCGGUGCCCGUACUGCGGGAAGGGCUUCAACGACACCUUCGACCUCAAGCGCCACGUCCGCACCCACACCGGUGUGCGUCCCUACAAGUGCUCCCUGUGUGACAAGGCUUUCACGCAGCGCUGCUCGCUGGAGUCUCACCUGCGCAAGAUCCACGGCGUGGCGCAGCGUUACGGCUACAAGGAGCGCCGGGCCAAGCUCUACGUGUGCGAGGAGUGCGGCGGCACCGCCGACAGCCAGGACGCUCACCUGGCUCACCUGCGCCAGCGCCACCCCCACAGCCCCUUGCUGGCCAAGCUGGCCCGCAAAGCCGCGGCCACGCCCGCGCCACGCCCCGCCCCACCCCGCGCCGCCCCGCCCCCCUAG
Molecule: messenger RNA, 786 nt
Organism: Sturnus vulgaris (Common starling)
Lineage: Eukaryota; Metazoa; Chordata; Aves; Passeriformes; Sturnidae
Gene: OVOL1
Product: ovo like transcriptional repressor 1
Biological process (GO): regulation of transcription by RNA polymerase II; epidermal cell differentiation
Cellular component (GO): nucleus
Molecular function (GO): DNA-binding transcription factor activity, RNA polymerase II-specific; RNA polymerase II cis-regulatory region sequence-specific DNA binding
Source: RefSeq, a predicted model, not a curated record